ACUGACACGUUUACCUUAAAGGCAAACUAUUUAUUUCAAUAAGCUCUUUUAAGGACUUUGGAGAUUUUGCGACGAAGACAGGCUACGAUCCGAGUAAAGUUGACUGAAUAUCGGUUGCCUGUAGCCGGUGCGCAUCUCCGUGCGUGCAGCUCACUGCAAGAUGCUGCAUAUACAGUGAUCACUGCAGCCGCAUUUCUGCACAAACCGAUGCCUUUUAUCACGAAUCUCUGCCACCGAUGUCACAGAAGCAGCUGGUCAAAUAGGCGGUGCCAGGUUCAGCAUCUGACAUGACAAGGUACCCAACAAGUGGACUACCAGUGUUAGCACCUUCCUCCAUGUUAUGGAAGUCUGCUACUCAUUUUGGUUGAUCACAUAGCACGUAGUUGACAGCCAGCAUGGAGGACAGCAAGCUCAUAUUCAGCCUGGACCACCACGAUGAGGGCCCAACCGUGGCCUUCUCAAAAGACAAACCACAAACCAGGGAGAGUCGGACUGAUUUCACUCUGGGGAUUGAUUUGGAUCCGAGCCAAGACCAUCACGCCAAACCCCGCUUCCUGCCUCACUCUCCAUCCUCCCCAGGAUCUUUAGCUGAUCUGUCAGCAUCAUCAGCAGACCUGCUUGUCACCACCAGCUUGGUAAAAUCCUGUUCCACAGACCUGGAGCUGAGGGAGAGUAGCUCUCUAAGAAGCAAGCCUCUCCUCAGCCUGGUCAAGUCCCUGAGCACUGAGAUCUCUUGCCAGGUUGAGCCAGAGGUCAACCUCUCCAAGUCUGACUCUAAGCUACAUUUGCAUCCCUUGAAGCAGCUUACCCGGCCAAAGAUCCCAGAGGCCAGGUCAGAAGCAGGAGGACUCCAUGAGAAUGGUGACUGGACGUCACCUUCUUCCACUGGCAGCAUGUCUCCCAUUGAAGCUCGAGGCAGUUCGCUGAUUGCUGAGCUCGAGGACACACGGAGGAAGUUCUCUGAGGCCAUGCAGGAACCACUGAGCAUGUUGAGUAAGAUCAUGGGUGAUGAAAGCUCUGGCAUCUCCAAGCAGUGGGGGGCAUCUGGUACGGGAGACUCCCUGACCUCCCAAGGUAGCUGUGGAAGAGAGGUGAGUAGUGAAGAUGCAGACCUUAAGUACCGGAGGUGGACUGAUGGUGAGCACAAAGGUGUGUGUAAUGCUCCUCUGAGAAGACUCCAAAAGGGUUCGUUAAUAAAAUCCUCUGUGUCCCCAGAACAUCCUACCCAUAGCAGAGACAGCCGCUUGGAGAUCCAUACUUAUGGAGACAUGAUUCAGGCCAUGGAGCUCCAGAAAGGCUCCACAGGGACACAACAUAAAACUUACAGCCAGCUUCGAGGCACAGUCCCUGCCUCAUCACUGCCUCUUCACUGGCUCAUCCCUGUGGGACUUCUCACCUUUGGGUUCUUUGUGCUGCCCUUGCCCUCCUAUGUAGCCAGUCUGUCUGUGGGGAUCGGAUGUGGCUUUAUACUGGGCCUGGUGGUCGUGUUCAUGUUUGUCCCACGAUACUCAGUUGCCAGAUGUAACAAGGACUCUCGGUGCCUGAACAUGGAUCAGCUGAAUGAAAAACUCACAGAUUCAGAUGUCCUAGAGGGCUGGAUGAAUCAAACACACAGCUACAACCCUGAGACUUUCCACCCUUCCAUCACACACACUGUCUAUGUCACACUGGAGGGCAGCAGACUGCGCCUGGCAUACCCACGUGCCAACAUUUCCCGCUGGCCAACAUUCAACGAGACACAACACGAGGCUGUGUUUUUGCAUUCACGCACUUACCAGCUGGCUAAUUGUAAGGUGUCUCUGUUGCCUUCUGGUUUGGCCCAUAAAAGGAUGUGGAACAAAAAGUACCCCAUCUGCAUUAUUCUGGCAGAGGAGGAGAUAGUGGAAGAGAAUCUGGCUGAAGGGCAGGAGGAGGAAGAAACGGCAGAGAAAUACACUGUGUUGGACCCCCAGCUUCCUGUCACGCUCUACCUGUUUGGCCGCACAGGAAGAGAGAAGGAGGAAUGGUUCCAGCACUUCCUGUCUGUUUCCAGGGCUGCAGCCAAGAGCAGUGUGAGCAGUGAGGAGACCACAGAAACAUUAUCUGGUGGAGAUGCUGUUAAAGAAAACACAGAGGAGGCGACUGAUUUGCCAGUAGCUAUGAAAGUGAGAACACCACUGGACUACAGCACCUACAUGAUUCAAUUAAUUGGCUCAGAGAGUUGCAACCCCACCCCCAGCCCCUGUCACAGUGACAAGGAAAGCCCCAUGACCCACAAGAAGAGUCACAAUGAAGAGCAUGGAUCUGUGAGUCAAGUUGGAGCUGAGUCCAGUGCAGGUAGUGGGGCAGCAGGGUGUUCUGCAGACAGUCAGCCCACCUGGGUGAACUCCCUAGUGGGGAGGAUCUUCUGGGACUUUCUCCGGGAGAAGUACUGGACCGAUCAGGUGGCACACAAGAUCCAGAAGAAACUCAGUAAGAUCAAGUUGCCGUACUUCAUGAAUGAGCUGACUCUGGCUGAGCUGGACAUGGGCACCUGCCUACCCCAGGUCCUCAGCACCUCCAAACCUACCCUGGACCGUAGAGGCCUGUGGCUGGAGCUGGAGCUGAUGUACACAGGCUGCCUUCAAAUGACCCUGGAGACUAAGAUGAACCUGUGUAAGCUGGGUAAAGAGGGAGAGGACCUGGCUCACAAUAUUCCAGAGUCCAAACAAGUAGGUUCUACGCCCAGGAUGUGUAUACUGGCUGAUAGUGAUGAAGAGUCAUCCAGUGCAGGCUCAUCUGACGAGGAGGAAGUCCCUCCAUCUGAGCCACAGGGAUCUUGGAGCGAUAAGAGCACAGUGGCAGCAGCUGAUGGACACACAGGUUGCAGGACAAGUAGGAAAAUCCUGAGACUUGUGGACAAGAUAGCAAAGUCCAAGUACUUCCAGAAAGCCACAGAAAAUGAGUACAUCAGGAAGAAAAUAGCUGAGGUGUCCAACGUGCCUUUGUUGCUCAGCGUAGAGGUCCUGGAGCUCUCUGGUACUCUGGCCAUCAAUGUCCCACCUCCUCCUGCUGACAGGAUAUGGUACAGUUUCCGGGUGCCUCCCAGGUUAGACCUUCAUGUGCGUCCCAUGCUCGGGGAGAGGGAAGUCACCUUCACUCAUGUCACUGAAUGGAUAGAGAAAAAACUACAGUGGGAGUUCCAGAAAGUUUUUGUCAUGCCCAAUAUGGACGAUCUAUAUCUGCCCCUGAUGACAUCUGGCCUGGAAACCCCAGCUGCAUCCCACCACUCUUCAAUCCAAUCCACAUCCCAACAGUCUUCCACUGAGUCCCAGGAGUAGGUGUCAGAGUAGGGACCCCUUUGAGCCCACACAUGGGAUACUCUUGUUGCAAACAUGGCGAAUUGUGCAGCUAAUGGAUUCUGUGGCCGUUUGGGUUCGAUGUGACCAGGGCAGUAUAAAGUAGAUGCCUCCUGAAGGCACUUGAAUAUGGCGGUAACUUCAAGCCUCUGGGAAUGGUGCUACAGUGCCCCCUUUUGGGAAGAAAGCUGAACUCUACCCAACACCCUGACACCGGUGAGAGCACAUACUGUAAGACACUGGAUUUCCAUAGUUGAAUUUGUUUUUUAAUGCUCAAGCAGAUGGAUGACUGAAGCCACCACAGUGCAUGUUAUU
Molecule: messenger RNA, 3632 nt
Organism: Monopterus albus (swamp eel)
Lineage: Eukaryota; Metazoa; Chordata; Actinopteri; Synbranchiformes; Synbranchidae
Product: testis-expressed protein 2-like
Exons: 13
Coding region: 396-3299 (967 amino acids)
Cellular component (GO): endoplasmic reticulum
Molecular function (GO): lipid binding
Source: RefSeq, a predicted model, not a curated record